Messenger RNA from Ectocarpus siliculosus, 786 nucleotides. The record is from the annotation of a GenBank genome assembly. NCBI's taxonomy places the organism in Eukaryota, Phaeophyceae, Ectocarpales, Ectocarpaceae.
AUGGAGGUUGAUUCCGCUGCGGCUGAGGCAAGCUCUUGGCAGCUGGAGGAGGUGCUGGCUUGUAGCGAGGACGAGACGCUCGAUGUUGGUGGGGAGGAGGAAGCUGCUGGGCUUCCUUUCGACGCCGCCGAAGGCGAAGAUAGCGAUGACGAGCCCUCGCCUGCAGGUGGUGCAGGCCUCUGGGACCCAUCUCUAGGGGAGAUCGCGACCCUUGAAGAAGAGAUAAAGAAACUAGAGUUCCCCAACCUCGAAGACGGGACCGGCAACUUUGGGGAGAAAACCAUGGACAACGCAGUCGCGAUGUUGAUGGCGAAGACCGGACGCGGCUUCAGCCUGAAGAGAGAGAAUAAAACAAAGCUUUUCACGAAAAAGCAGGAAAAGAACUCCCGCAUGCGAAACAGAUGGAGCUCCGUAUGGAUCAAGUGCUGCCAGGGGGGGAAGCCGAGAGCGUGUCAACGUGUCGCGGAUCCGAGCGCUCGCCGCAACACAAAGUCACAGAAGGUUUGUCUGCCUGAAGUACGAACCGAUGUGGAUCUCCCGAUGUUGAGCUCUCGCCACCGUUGUGUCUCGGCUCCUCUUUUUAGCGCGUCGGGUGACGAGUCAUCUGACAAGUCAACGGAGGAGUCGCGAUGGGAAAUGGACAUUGGGCGCGCUUUGUUGUUGAACUUCAUUUCUUUUUGGCGCCGAUUGAAACAUGAUCGCUGCAUACAUGGACUUUUCGGGACAUCGUCCGCGGUUGAACGUUCUGAGCUGCUGCGCUGUAGUCCCCCUCUCUCUGCAAUAUGA